Molecule: messenger RNA, 558 nt
Organism: Miscanthus lutarioriparius
Lineage: Eukaryota; Viridiplantae; Streptophyta; Magnoliopsida; Poales; Poaceae
Source: the annotation of a GenBank genome assembly
AUGGAACCCUCGCCCAAAAACUUUUCUAGCCUCCUGAAUCAAGGCUCUCCAACCCAAUACUCAGAGAGCAGUGGCCAAAUCUCACCACCUACACCCCAAUCUCAGUUUCCCUUUGGAACAUCCAAUUUUCUGCAGAACUUCAAUCCUUUUGGUCCUCCAGGAAUCCACCCACCAUAUGGCCAUUCUCCUCCCAGAUUUCAAGGUGUUCAACAACAAGGGAGUUGGCUACAAGCUCCUCCACCUAGCUUUCAAGGAUUUCAUCUCCAUGAAAGUUUGGGUGCACCUGCAGCCAAUAGGCCUCCACCAGUUCUUCAAUUUGGCCAUUUAGGUGGAGUUGCAGCCAACACUUCUUCCCAUGGAUCCGAGUCUAGUUCUCGAUGCUCUGCACAACAAGAGAAGCAAUCAGUCAACAUUGAAGAUUUAAGUGAUAGCAGUGAAGAAGAAGAACCAAAGAGACGUCAACACAUCAAUUGGAGUGAAGAAGAAAAUGAGCAGCUUUUCAAUUCGUGGACACAUCACUCCACCGAUCCCGUGAAUCGGCAUCGAUGUGAAAUGUGA